This is a messenger RNA of Cutaneotrichosporon oleaginosum, 2521 nucleotides long. RefSeq lists its product as uncharacterized. NCBI's taxonomy places the organism in Eukaryota, Fungi, Basidiomycota, Tremellomycetes, Trichosporonales, Trichosporonaceae. The record is from RefSeq and is a predicted model, not a curated record.
GUCUCCUUCUCACCCUUCCCCGGCGCAGGCGCCUGUUUCCACCGAUCCACCGAGUCUUGACAACACAUAUCAGCAGCUCACCAGCUCUCGCACACAACAAACACCUCGUGCGGCCAUUCCCAUCUUGCCACUCAGUUCCAUCUCAGCGCCCAGCAUCUCUUUCGACUUGCGCACACCAGUAAUCCCUUCCCCCUCCAUCACUUAGCAUCGCGGCACCGCAUCCGCCGGGCAAGAUGACCUUCCUCAGCAGGCCAUCGCGCUCGUACAAGGAUGUCGGGCACGAUGCAGAUGGCCUAUCCGCCAUCGGCACAACACCAUAUGCCAUGCGCGGGCCCAGUGUCCCCAGGCAACAACAACCACCACCAGAUAGACUCCUCAAGACCUUUCGGCCAUCCUACACUGACAUGCACUUUCGCCGGCAAGCAUUGCAAGACCCACAUGCCGGUUCAUCAACAUUCGCUCCAUUACCCAGUCGCAAGCAGAAGAAGGAACAGGCGGCUCUCGGGCAUAGGAACGAGAUCAACCACAUCCUCGAGCCCGGCUACAAAUCGACCGGAGCCGCAGCGCGUGACGACGAUGCUGCUUCCAUCGCUGGCCCAAGCAGGUUAUCGGGUCGAACAGCGGGCGGCUUCGCGGCUCUCACCGGUCGCAGGAAAGACAAAGACGAGGUCGCGCGAGCCAAUGCGUCUACCACCAGCUUUCAACGCGACACUAAAGGCCCAGGUGUCUACAUAGACUCCUCUGGACGCAUGCACGACACCGAGUUCGACCCCUUCGCUGGUGUCGCCGCAGUGUCGCGGCGCAAGUCCAAACGAAGGAGCGCUUUCGGCCGCGACCAGAGGCGUGGGUCCAGCUCAAGUAGCUCCUCGUCCGGCAGCUCGGUGGGGUACGGGCAGAGAAUGAAUACGGCUGAGCGCGCGCUGCUCGAGGAACCGGAACGGGAGUACCGCCGCCGCACUGAGGCCGAGCGCCGUCAGCUCGAUGAAGUGUCUCUGCAUGCUGCCGCCCGGCGGCGAAGCGUAAUGAGCGAUCGCGCGAGCGGCUUCUAUUCCGGACGAGGGACGCCGAGUAUCAGGUCCGGCCGCGACUACGAUGAUGCCCUCUCACUCGCCAACGGCCGCGCGGCAUCGCGCCUGAGCCAGUCUCACCUCCCGACGUCGCCCACACUGGACGAGAAGUCGGCCGUGUCCGGUGGGUCGUCGCAUACGACAAAUAGAAGGUCCAACCUGGCCAAUAGUGAGGAGUCUCCGCGAAAACACACAGAGACAGUCCAAACUUCUCCUUCACCGCAAGGACAUGACCGGACCGCCUCAACCUCGUCCUCAAGACUUCAGCGACCCAUCGUUAAGAUUGCGCCACCAGAACCGGAGAACGAUGCGGAGGCGGUUGAGGAAGAGGGCGAGGAAGAUUACGAGGAGGCUUACCAGCCAGAUGGUGCACUGGAAGAUACGCCCGAGGAAGGGUCUGAAGUCGCCUCUGAGGAGUACGCAUCUUUUGACGAAGCUCCACCAGUGUACCAAGAAACAGACCGAGGCAUCACGCCACAGCUCCGCCUCAAAAAGAGUGAGCUCCCUACACUGGUCCCACAGCCUGUGCGUCCGAAGAAGGUGGUGAACGGCGACGCACGACAUCAAGUCAUGUUGUUGCCUAAAGCGCCUAUCAUUGUGGUCGAGAAGCGGCUACCCGAUACUCCCGUGCCGUCGCGAGUGGAGCGCGCGCCCAGCGGUGCUACACGCGUUAUGGGCUUCGACGCAGGUCCGGCACGACCAAUGCCUGUUCCGCAGUCGGUUCAGAAGGCGGGGCGGCUUGCAUCAGAAUCCGUUUUCAGCGCUGCGACGUCGCGCAGCUCGGAGGCUGACCGCGCCGAGGCGCGUCAACGACCGAAACCUCGGCCUCGGGAGCAGCUGUUUCCUGAGACGCCCGCGCAAGCGAAGAAGCGCGAGGAGAGAGAGCGGCGUAACCUGCGCGCGGGGAGAACACGGGCAGGCGAGCUUGCGGCAGACUCGAAGCCGGGUUCAAGCAGUCGGUCACGGAUUCUUCCCGAGAUUGAGAUCGUAGACGAUGACGACCCGCGGAUAGUCUUCCCUCCCAAUGGCCCAGCCACCAGAAUACAAACGCGCUUCGACCACGUUAUACGCACGCCCUCCGGCUCGCACACAACGCGGCGGGCGGACGACAACGGCUCCAGUACAAGGAGUGUGGGGCACGGCAGCAGCAAGGAGCCGUCGGCGAUCAUUGAAGAAAGUGGCGGCGGUUACCUGCCGUCUCGAUGGGCCAGCGGCGACAGGCACCUCCGCCUCACGGAACAAGACAAGGAGCAGUACAGGCCUCGCGAAGGGGGUGGGCGGCACGGCGAUCUCGGCGGACGCCCUGAAGAGUGGCGGCCUUCGGUCAAGGAAGGAUUCAAGAAGGAAAUGAAGGACAUGUCGACGAACGCGCGGUUUGGCCUGUUCCGGGCCAAGAAGAAGGUCUUGCGCGGCGUCUAGUCUUGCAUCUCCGUUCCAACGUUGUCAUCUGUUGU